Molecule: messenger RNA, 3043 nt
Organism: Crotalus tigris (Tiger rattlesnake)
Lineage: Eukaryota; Metazoa; Chordata; Lepidosauria; Squamata; Viperidae
Product: gastrula zinc finger protein XlCGF26.1-like
Exons: 2
Coding region: 547-1851 (434 amino acids)
Biological process (GO): regulation of transcription by RNA polymerase II
Molecular function (GO): DNA-binding transcription factor activity, RNA polymerase II-specific; RNA polymerase II cis-regulatory region sequence-specific DNA binding
Source: RefSeq, a predicted model, not a curated record
GGGAGGGGGGAGGAGCUGAGAUCGCUAAGGGGCGGGGCGGAAAGCGGUGACCGAGAAGAGAGCAGAAGCCCCGCCCCCCGCCUCGACCCUCCCACUCGGUGGAUUUCCGCUUCCUUCCGGCUGUCUCGCUUCGCCCUGGCAGGAUCGGCGCUGGAUCCCUCGGGAGAGGCUUCUGGAUCCCGUUCCGGGCAGGUCUGGCUGCUCCCCCUCCGGCCUUUGGGGCGCCCCUCCCGCCAGGAGAGCUUGUCCCCCCCGCCAGGAGAAAGCAGGAAAACAACUCUGACCAAAGAUUCACCUAGAAGUCACCUUUUAAGAGAUAACAGAAAAUCAGCCCAAGGCAGCCAGUGCCAGAAAGAUUGGAGCCUGGGAAACUCUUGGAUCCCCUGUGAGACACAAGCAGCAGAAAACCACAAAAGAACCCAUGAAUGCUCAGAGUGUGGGAAAUCCUUUGCUCGCAGGUCCCUCCUUUUGCCUGACAGGAAGUUCCAUGUGGGAAGCGGAUCCAGUGAAGGUUUGCAGGGUGAGAAAUUCUUCUCUGGAAAAGACAUGAAAAAUUUCAGAAGCCCCCCCAGACUAAAACCCUAUAAAUGUGAGGAAUGUGACUUAUGCUUUGGUCGAAGGUCACACCUUCUUAGACAUCAGAAAAUCCACACUGGAGAGAAACCCUAUCAGUGUCUGGAAUGUGGGAAUUUUUUCAGUGAAAAAGUCAUCCUCAGAAAGCACGAGAGAAUUCACACAGGGGAGAAACCUUACAAGUGUUGGGAAUGUGGGAGGAGCUUUUCUUGGAAGGCAAGUCUUUGGGCCCAUGAGAAGGUUCAUGCAGGAAUAAAAUCGUACAAAUGCUUUGAGUGUGGAAAAGGUUUCACCCGGAGUUCAGGUCUUUGGACUCAUGCGAAAACACACAGAGGGGAAAAAAACGAAAAGUGCCUCGAAUGUGGGAAAUGUUUUAUGUGGAAAUCAGGCCUGGUGCGACAUCAGAGAAUUCACACCGGAGAGAGACCCUAUGAAUGCCCAGAAUGUGAGAAACGAUUUAUGUGUCCUUCUGCAUUUGGGAAGCACCAGAAGAGGCACAAAGGGGAGAAACCCUAUGAAUGUGGGAAAUGUGGGAAAAGUUUUCUUACACAAACAGGUAUUCAGGGUCAUGAGAGAAUCCACACAGGGGAAAAACCAUACAAAUGUGAGGAGUGUGGGAAAUGCUUUACCCGAAAAGAAAGCCUGGGAAGGCAUCAGAGGCUCCACACAGGAGAGAAGCCAUACAGAUGCCUAGAAUGUGGGAAAUGUUUUGCUGAAUGGGGAACCCUUUGGUCACAUCAUAAAACCCACACAGGGGAGAAGCCGUACAAAUGCCUAGAAUGUGGAAAAUGUUUUGCUCAAAAGGGAAACCUGUGGACACAUCAUAAAACCCACACAGGGGAGAAGCCAUAUCAAUGCAUCGAAUGUGGAAAAUUUUAUUCUACCGCAUCAUACCUUAGAAGUCAUGUAAAAACUCACACAGGGGAAAGAAAUUACAAAUGUUUAGACUGUGGGAGAGCAUUUGCUCAUUCACAUUCCCUUAAAAAUCACAGCCGAAUCCAUACAGGAGAGAAGCCCCAUAAAUGCUCGGAGUGCGAUAAAUGUUUUUCUCGGAAAGAUAAUCUUGUGAUGCAUCAGAGAACCCACACUGUAGAGAAACCAUACAAAUGCCUGGAGUGUGGGAAAUGUUUUGCCCGAAUGUCAUCACUUAGGCACACCAGAAGUCACACAAGGGAGUCGCCUUACAAGUGUGUAGAAUGUGAGAAAACUUUUCAUUGUAAAUCUCAGCUAAAAAUGUAUCAGAAAGUCCAUGGUAGAGAGAAACUCCUUCAGUUGUGAAGAAUGUGGAAAACAUUUUUUUAAAUGUCACAGCUUAUAAUUCACCAGGAACUUCACACAGUCCCAGAUGGGAAAUCCUACAGUUUUUUGGUGUGGGGAAACCUUCACAAUGAGGAAACUAGUGUCGCGAGUGCAUCAUAAGGUCCAUAGCAGAGAUAAAUCUCUUCAAUUGUGAAGAAUGUGAAAAACAUUUUUUUUUCAAAAGACACACCUGACUGUUCUCAAGAAUCUUUAGACAAUGGGUUAUAAGAGUUGGGAGUAUAUAUAAUGUUUUGCAGUGUACAGGAACUCUUUGACUGAUGACCAAAACGGGGAAUGCAUUUCUGGUUGUAAGUUGUUACAGUCAUAAGUCAAAGCACCCAGAUGUUUUUGUUAUUUUUUACUAGUCCUUUGUUGAUCAAUAAGGAGAACUGAAGAUUUAGGGAUGAAAAAAUGGGUUUGAGAUGUAGAAGGAAGAUGCAGGAAAAUAGGAGUUUCUUUUCCUAUUAUGUUGUUUUUGUUUUUUUAAAAAUUCAGAUUGUAUUUGUCAUAUAUACACCCACAUACCGUAUCGUUACACAUACUUUUAUUGUUUCUAUGUUGAAUCUGCAAUUAUAAUCAUUAAUAUUAUUGUUCAAAAUAAUCAAGAGGACUGUUUUCAGGGCUUGGAUGGGAGUUAAAAAAAAACACUUCAAGAUGGCAGUCAAAUUGCCCAAUACUGUGCAGUCAAAGUCCCGCUUCUUUUUAGCUGUGCAUGGGAUGCCCUUUAAAACAGCUGCCAUCUUUAUUCUUUAUUCUUUUGACUCCAUCUUCUCUAGUUGGACAAUUCUGACUUCCAGGGUUGAGCUGAAAGAGGCAGCUUUUGGAUGCACUUUAGGAAAAAGGUCUUGGUGAUUUGGAGGGAUCCCUGAUCUUAAAGGCAGAUCGUUGGUGGCUACCUACGUGUGCCUGACACACUCGUGAUUACUUGAACCACAUCUUGGGACACAUAGGUGACAGGAAGUGUGAUUUUUAAUUAUGUAAUCUGUUUGGUAUGAACCAGGUUGAUACCAGGUUGCGUUUCACGCAACCCAAAAUUCAAUCAGUGUGUGAGGCUAGUGUGUAGUUAACUUUAAAGUAUUCAUAAUGGAGGAUCACAUAGGCACUACACCAGUGACUAUUACAGACCACUCUGAGUCCUGAAGAUAUCAGAAUUAAAAAUUCUCAAAGCAGG